Molecule: messenger RNA, 2943 nt
Organism: Cladocopium goreaui
Lineage: Eukaryota; Dinophyceae; Suessiales; Symbiodiniaceae
Source: the annotation of a GenBank genome assembly
AUGGCAUCUUCAAAUUAUUCCUGCAGCGAGGGAAAGCGCCUGGCUGCGAAGCUGUUGCCAGAUGCAGCUGUCGAGCUACUGAUCGAAGCUGCUUUGCUGUGCCCUGACAACCUCUGCGUCAUCCAACUGCAUGAGAUGGCGAUGCCACCUGUGGACACAGGGAUCCAGUGGGGGUCCAUGGCGCACAAAUGGGAUUUCACCGAUUUGACCCCUGGAAAGGUUAUGCUCCCAGUGGUGGGAGAGCAGCAUGAGAAGCUUCCCACCAUCGUCCAUUGGUUCGAAGAUAUUGACCCCCCUAAGGUGAACGAGAGGAUGUAUACAGAUCCCCAGCGUCAGAGAUCUUUGAGUGGCCGGGGUGGCUACCAGUUUCGGUGGUAUUCAGCCCUGUGGUACGGAUGGAUGAGCUCAGCUCCUGCGGUGCCCGGCUUGGACAAGUGCGACGUGAUCCGACCAGCAGAUGCUGGGUCCCUGCUUCCGAGGGUGGAGGCAGUGGAGGCCUUGGCAGAGAAUGGGCCCUGGCAAGGCGGUCGGGAGCUUUCGCUGAGUCGGCCCGUACGCGCCAGCGCAGACAUGGAGCGAGCGGCCCAUGUGGUGGACGGCACUGAUUCUGAAUGGUUCCCCACAGAAACUGAAGCGCAGUGGCUGGAGAUCGAUUUGGAGAAGGUGUGUCAAGUCGAUGCUGUGAGGAUCAAAUGGUGGGGCGACUAUGGAAAGAAAAGCAGCCUCAAGGUUCUCUCACUGCUCUGUGCUGAAGGGUCCAGCUUUGACUACGGCCAGGCUGGAAUGCAACUGGCGAUGUGCAACUAUGUGCAACUCCUCAUUGGCCAAAGCUUCCAGCAGCGCGGCCUGCGAACGCGGGAGGCCGACUUCAACGGCUGGACCGAGCUGCCGGGAUGGGAGGAACCCACCAGAGUCGUGCGGCUGGAACUGGGAAAUCCGUGUCCCGAUUGUUUCGGUUUGAAGAAGAGUUAUGGCAUUCGACGGGUCGAAGUGCUUGGUCACUACAUCGAGGGAGCACUGGCCGGGGCCUUGAGCCAGGGCUUGAGCGAUGGCAUCCCUGACCCGUCCAAGAUUUUCGAUGUGGCGCCCGUGGACGCUGCGUGCGAAAAGGUCAUGGUGAAGAUCAACUUGGAAGGUCGACACCUUUCGCUGCCCAAAUCGGUGGUCAAGCGUGGUGUGGAGACCUGGAAUUCCCAGGCUGCCGUGCAGGGCAUCUUGCAAAUUCUGGACAGCGCCUGCCAGGCAAAAACCGUCAGCGAGGCCUUAGAUGAAGUCAGGGGCUUCACAAGUCUGGGACAUAUGAUCUGGGCCUAUGCCUAUCUGCGCAUGCUCUACCACAAGGACUCCAGCCUCUUCUACCGCACAGUGCUGGCCGAGCCAUCCUUUCUGAUGCCUAUUGUCUACACCCCAACCGUUGGAGAGGCUUGCCAGAAGUUUGGCCAGCUGCCACUGCUGCCGCGUGGCUGUUACGUGUCGCUCGCCGACAGGGGCAACCUGAAGGCCGUGCUGAAGGAAUAUGCCGAUGCAAUGCUUCCGAAGGACCAGAAUGGUCAGCCGCAGUGCCAAUGCAUCGUGUUCUCUGACGGCGGCCGCAUCCUGGGUUUGGGCGACCUUGGCGUUUGGGGCAUGGGCAUCCCCAUUGGGAAGCUGGACUUGUACACUGUGUGUGCUGGCUUCGAUCCCGCCAAGACGAUUCCAGUGAUGAUUGAUGUUGGAUGCAGCGACGCCAGCGGAAAUGCUGCAAAGCUUACGAUUCGCGAUCACAUCUUGUACCACGGCUUGAAGGACAAUCGCCAGAAACACACAUCGAAAGCAGGAACAGAGGUAAAUUCCGUGUACUAUGGGCCCGAUUCCUUCAUUGGAGAAUUCAUGAGUGCGGCCCGGGAGUUGUUCGGUCGCAACUGUCUUUUGCAAUUUGAGGACUUCAACUCCAAUGAUGCGUUCCCACUACUUGAGGAGUACAGAAACAAGUUCCUGACCUACAAUGAUGACAUUCAGGGUACAGCCUCCAUCAUUGUGGCAGCCGUCUUGGGUGGCAUCAAGCUUCAGAAGCCUGAGUGUACCACCCUUUUGAAGGAGCUGCAGGGAAUGAAGGUGCUCUUCCACGGUGCUGGCUCGGCGAACCUGGGUGGAGCACAGCUGCUGAGUGCAGAGGUCCACAUGCUGCCAGGAGCUGUGGUGGUAACCAACUCUCGAGGCGUCAUUUGGAAAUCGGAGGAUGGCAGCAACGGCACCUUCCGCAAUGAUGAACAGAAAGCCGUGGCACUCACCGGUGAGCCGAAAGGCUAUGACAAUACAGACUUGGUUUCGAUCAUCAAGCACCACAAGCCAGAUGUGCUCAUCGGUGCGGUGGGCAAGGCCCCCGGUUGCUUCACAGAGGAGGUGGUCAAGGCCAUGCUGGGCGUCCAAGCGGCCAAAGCAACGCCAGGGCGGCCCAUCAUCUUCGCGCUGUCCAAUCCCAUGAGUCAGGCAGAGAUCACAGCAGAGGACUGCUACAAGUUUUCGCAGGGCAAGGCGAUUUUCGGCUCCGGUACCCGCUUUCCGCCGGUGGAAGUGCAGGGGAGGACCCGAGUUCCCGGGCAGGUGAACAAUUUCUUCAUCUUCCCAGGGAUGUCCUUUGGCGCUGUGUGUUGCGAAGCCACCACCAUCACGGAUCACCUCUUCAUGGAAGCAGCAGAGGCUGUGGCCAACUCCCUGGAUAAGGUGGACAUUGAAGCGGAUUCCGUCCUGCCAAACACUGCUCGAAUCCGCGAGGUGGGUGAGAAUGUGGCGGCAACUGUGGUGCUGGCGUGUCAGAAGGCGGGACUGGCCCAGAAGGUGCUGGGCAGCAGCUAUGCAGAAGUUUCCGAGCAGUUGGCCACCAUGCGUUGGGAUCCGGAUGAGGCCCAUCACAUCCAGCUUGAUGAUCCUGCAGCCCCAUGCGCAGUGUGCGCUUUCGUCUGA